Molecule: messenger RNA, 1086 nt
Organism: Pestalotiopsis fici W106-1
Lineage: Eukaryota; Fungi; Ascomycota; Sordariomycetes; Amphisphaeriales; Sporocadaceae
Exons: 2
Coding region: 1-1086 (361 amino acids)
Molecular function (GO): nucleotide binding
Source: RefSeq, a predicted model, not a curated record
AUGUCCCCAACUCAGCUGAGAUGGGGUAUUGUGGGAACCGGCUGGAUUGCCAGCAUGUUUGUGACUGAUCUCCUUGCGCCUCGGGAGGAUGGACCGGCAGAACACAUCAUCACGGUCGUGGGAUCAUCCAGCAAUGUCGAGAAGGGGCAGCAAUUCGUCAACAAAGUUUGGAAAGAUUCGAGCGCGCCCCGGCCCAAGGUCUUUGCCAGCUACCAGGAAGUUUACGACUCACCCGACGUUGAUGUCGUAUAUAUCGCGACGCCUCACUCACUCCAUGACCAGAACUGCUUGGAUGCCAUUAAGGCAGGCAAACAUGUGCUCAACGAGAAGCCAUUCACCAUCAACAGCAAACAAGCUGAACAAGUCAUUGCAGCGGCCAAGGCGAAAGGCGUUUAUCUCAUGGAAGGCAUGUGGACAAGGUUCUUCCCUCUCGUUAUCGAGUUGCAAAAGAAGAUUCAAGCUGGCGCCAUUGGUCGAGUAAGGCGAUGUAUCGUUGAGAUCGGCCUGACGUUGGACUUCGAUUCACUGCCCAAGGAAUCUCGGUUGAAGGACCCGGCCCUCGGCGCGGGUGCGCUCCUGGAUAUCGGGAUAUAUCCCCUGACUUAUGCGUCUGUCAUACUUGGCAAUGGGGCGCUAGGCACGAAUCAUCCUAAAGUCGCUGUGACACCAUCUCUGACCAUUGAGGACGGGGUAGACGGCAGCGGAGUCGUCAUUCUUCAGUACAAUAAAGGGACAGCUGAGGAGGCGACUGCCAUUACGAUGUCGUCGCUUCACAACCCCAACCCGCCGGACUUUGGGCGCAUCGAGGGCACCAAGGGCACAAUCACUGUAUACACUGACAAAGGUCCAAGCUGCCCCAGCGGCUUUAGGAUAAAGGAUUCUGAGGGCAAAGUGGAAGAUUACCCUUUUGCUCAGCCAACUGGCACGAUUGGCUUCAUCUAUGAGGCCGAUGCAGUCGCGCUCGAUAUUGCGGCCGGAAGAACCGAGAAUGCGAUUAUGCCACUGGACGAGACAAUGAGAAUGAUGCGCCUGAUGGAUGGAGUCAGAAAGGAGUGUGGGCUAGUCUAUCCUCAGGAUAAGGAAUGA